Molecule: messenger RNA, 556 nt
Organism: Xenia sp. Carnegie-2017
Lineage: Eukaryota; Metazoa; Cnidaria; Anthozoa; Malacalcyonacea; Xeniidae
Product: TNF receptor-associated factor 2-like
Exons: 2
Coding region: 1-516 (171 amino acids)
Biological process (GO): tumor necrosis factor-mediated signaling pathway; regulation of canonical NF-kappaB signal transduction; protein K63-linked ubiquitination
Cellular component (GO): plasma membrane signaling receptor complex; cytoplasmic side of plasma membrane
Molecular function (GO): tumor necrosis factor receptor binding; ubiquitin protein ligase binding
Source: RefSeq, a predicted model, not a curated record
AUGGUGAACAUUACGAACCUUGAAGCGCAACGUGAAGAGCGCGCACUGGGAUCAAAUCAGGCCAUACACAGCUAUAAUGGUACGUUACUUUGGAAAAUAGACAACUUCAAUCGAAAGCGACAGGACGCCAUUAAUGGUGUUAAGAAUGCCUGGUACAGUCCACCAUUUUACAGUUCUCAAUAUGGUUACAAGAUGUGUGCUAAGAUCUAUAUGAAUGGUGAUAGUCGGGGAAAUGGAACUCAUUUAUCUUUCUUCUUUGUUAUCAUGAAAGGUGAUUUCGAUGCUCUACAAACAUGGCCAUUUCAAAAGAAGAUCACAAUGAUGUUAAUAGCUCAAGGAAAUGGUGAUCACAUGAUUGAUGCUUUUCAUUCAUAUCCUCAAAGUUCCUUAUUUCAGCGACCAGAGUCUGAUAUGAAUCCAUUUGGAUUGCCACUUCUAAUUUGGCCGAUAGAGAGUUUAAGCAAUCUUUCGUUCAUUAAAGAUGAUACAAUGUUCAUUAAGUUAGUUGUUGAAUGAACAAAAAAUCUAAAUACACUCGCUCCUGCUUCUCUAUCUU